Molecule: messenger RNA, 882 nt
Organism: Adineta steineri
Lineage: Eukaryota; Metazoa; Rotifera; Eurotatoria; Adinetida; Adinetidae
Source: the annotation of a GenBank genome assembly
AUGAAUCUUAAAUGGAAACAAAAUGCUAUCACUGUGGCUGGUGGAAAUGAACAAGGAAACGAAUUAAAUCAACUUGCUUCACCUAUAGGAAUCUUUAUUGAUGAUGAAAAAACGAUUUAUAUUGCUGAUUAUGUUAAUCAUCGUAUUGUUGGAUGGAAAUUUAAUUCGGAGAAUGGACACGUCAUUGUAGGUGAAAAUGAUCAGCUCAGGUUCCCAGUAGAUGUGGUAUUUGACAAACAAAACAAUUCUUUGAUUAUUUGUGAUCGAGAAAACCAACGAGUCAUACGAUGGUUUCACCAAAAUCAAAUAAAACAACAACAAAUUCUUAUUUCUGAUAUUGACUGUUAUUGUCUGGCAAUAGAUAGAAAUGGAUUCAUAUAUGUUUCUGAUGUUUCGAACAAUGAAGUGAGACUAUGGAAAGAAGGAGAUGACAAUGGAAGAAUAGUUGCUGGCGGCAAUGGAAACGGAUAUGAUCUGAAUCAACUCAAUACACCUACUUUUAUCUUUAUUGAUGAAGAUUUUUCUCUUUAUAUAUCAGAUUCUCAGAAUCAUCGUGUGAUGAAAUGGAAAAAAGAUGCAAAAGAAGGAUUAGUUGUGGCUGGUGGAAAUGGAAACGGAAAUAGUCUUAAACAAUUGUCUGGCCCUAGUGGAGUGAUCGUUGAUCACUUAGGUCAAAUCUAUGUAGCAGAUUCUGAAAAUGAUCGAGUAAUGCGUUGGUGUGAAGGGAAUGAAGAAGGUGAAAUUGUUGUUGGUGGAAAUGGAAAAGGAAGUAAAUCAGAUCAACUGGAUCGUCCCGCCGGUUUAUCAUUUGAUGCUGAAGAAAAUCUUUAUGUUGCUGACCAUAUGAAUGGUCGAGUGCAAAAGUUUUUAAUUGAUAUCUAG